Molecule: messenger RNA, 2359 nt
Organism: Ictalurus furcatus (blue catfish)
Lineage: Eukaryota; Metazoa; Chordata; Actinopteri; Siluriformes; Ictaluridae
Product: GTPase IMAP family member 7-like
Exons: 6
Coding region: 183-1643 (486 amino acids)
Molecular function (GO): GTP binding
Source: RefSeq, a predicted model, not a curated record
GUGAAUCAGAUAUAGGACAUUACCUGUGUCAGGUGACCGAUGGAGAAAGGACAGGGAAGCUUACGGUACGACUGUGGUGGGAUCCUCUUCGAAGGUUAAGCAGACUCUUUCAGUGUGGUGUCAUUCCCUAUGUUAAUAUCCAGCAGUGGGGAAGAAAAUGGACAGAAGAGGAGAAAAUAAAAAUGGAAGAGUCUUCUCUGCUGACUGAAUAUAAUACAGAUGUUAAAAGCAUCAUGAAGGAACUUCUCAAGAAGCACAGCGCACUAGAGAAAACUGAGCAAGAAUUAAAAAACACCAAGCUGGACCUAAAAAGAGCAACAGGAGAACUGGAAGAUGGUACAGACCCGGACUCGUCAAAAUUGGCGCCUCCAGUCACAUCAUCAAGUUCAGAUUCUUCACGAUUGAGGCUGGUGCUGUUGGGGAGGACGGGGUCUGGGAAGAGUGCAGCAGGAAACACCAUCCUGGGCAGAGAGGAGAGGAACCAGGCUGAUACAUCUACAGAUACAUCUACAUCCACACAGCAGAGUGAGAGCACACAGGGGGAGGUGGCUGGGAGGAAGGUGACUGUGGUGGACACUCCUGACUGGUUCUCUCCCGGACUCUCUGUGGAGAAGCUGAGACAGGACGUGGGACACUGUGUCCUUCUGUCUGCUCCAGGACCCCACGCCUUCCUCCUGGUCAUACCCAUACCUGUAAAGCAGCCUACAGGAGAGGAGCGAGGGAUGCUGGAGACAAUGGAGGAGAUUUUUGGAGAGGGAUGUUGGGAGACUGUCCUCCUCCUUUUCACUGUUUCUGAUGAAGUUCAGAAGAAGAACAUUGAGGAUUUUAUCCAAUCAGGAGACCAGGAAGUCCAGAGGCUUGUAGAGAAAUGUGGGAACAGGUUUCAUUGUCUCAACAUUAUGGAGAGUGGAGAUGGUUCUCAGGUCUCAGAGCUGCUGGAGAAGAUCGAGAAGAUGGUGGUGCAAAAUGAAGGGAGAUUCCACAGCAGUGAGGUCUACCUGGAUAUGGAAUCUGAGAUUGGAAAAAUGAUCAUGUGGGCUAAAGAAAAGAAGAUCGCAAAAGAAGAAAAAGAGCUCAGAGUCAAACUAGAACAGCAGCUCCAGAAUUCUCUGAAAAAGAUAGAAGGAAUGAUCCAGGAGCAUGAAAAAGAUAUCACACAGCUGGACAGUCAAAUAGCUGAUCUGGAAGGAAAAAUUCAUGAAGAAAUGGAUGAUGUGAAAAAAGAGAAACUGGAAGGAGAACUGGAAGGAGAAAGGCAUAAGAGGACAAAGAUCGAGAAUGUGAUUAUGAUACUGAAUGAAAAGAUAGAGUGGGAGAGGAGAGAGAUGGACGAGAGACUCAGACAAAAGGUGGAGGAGAUCAGGAAGGCCUAUGAAGGAGAGGCUGGAAUGGAGGCAGAGAGAAACCUAAUGAAGAUCAUGCUUCCUGAAAUCCAGAGAAAUCUUUUGACCUCUAAAUCACAGAUGGAGGAAGAUUUCAGAGGACUGAUCGAAGAGAAGGAUCGAGAGCUGGAGUUCCUGAAACAGACCCUGGCACAGCUUAGAGACGCGACAAAAGAAUCCAUAUCGGGAAGAGAGGUUCAAGAAGAGUCUGGAGAAAUGGUCUCCUCAAACAAGUGUAGGAAACGUGGUGGGAGUAUAUGAUUGUUGAGACUUUCACUUUGCUUUCACACACAGUGAUGAGUUUUAUGAUGCAAAUCUAUGAUUAAAUCUGACAUAUUUACUGGAGAGAAGAAAUGUCCUGGAAACCAGCCUCAUAUAAAACUGGUGGAAAGGAUUUAGUUGUAGUUACAGCAUGCUUGUCUGUAACGCUUCAUGACAGUAUAUCAGUGAGAGUCUAAUAAUUGUUGUUUAGAAAAGUGAUGAGGCCAUUUUGUGAUGCUGGAAUUGUACUGUAAACUUUGCAUGAGUUAUCAACCUAGGACGUAAAUAAUUAUUAUGUUUAGUAAUGUCAUUUUGUACCGUACACAUUAUGCACCAAACAUAUGGAACACACAUAUCAAUAAACAAUCAUCAGGCUCCACUGAAGAAAAAAAAAAAAAAAGAAUUGCUAAAAACUACCCCAUUUUAAUAUUUAACUACAUUUUAUUAUUUGCCUUAAUUUUACCGGCACAUUACCUUUACAUUACUGUUAUAGUGUUCUUUUAUUCUGUUUUCAUUAUUAUAUUUUAUGUUUUAUGUUGUUAUUUCCUUCUUUCUCACUCACUCACUCACUCACUCACUUAACCACUUUAUCCCAGGGUCCAUCACAGUUUUCUUUUUUCUCUCAUUGAUAAUAUUUAUUGCACUAUUAUAAUUUACUUAAUAAAAUAAUAGUAAUUUUUGGGUUGCCAUUUUUCUUUGUUUCUCCAUUUUUAUUU